Messenger RNA from Lachancea fermentati, 1161 nucleotides. Lineage: Eukaryota; Fungi; Ascomycota; Saccharomycetes; Saccharomycetales; Saccharomycetaceae. The record is from the annotation of a GenBank genome assembly.
AUGGAGAUCUACAUUCGUUUUAAUGAUGACUGUGAAAACGACUACGCCUUCCAAGUGUCUAAGGAAGAUACUUUUCAAUCAAAGACUAUGAAAAUAUUUGAAGAAACUGGUGGGCUGUCACAUUACAUGGUGCUGAAGCCAUCGAUUUUUUACAAGGACAGACCUAUUGCACUAUAUAAGUCAAUGCAUCCAGGGUUCUUGACGGAGAACGGCUGUGUGAUUUUUCACUAUGACGCAGACAAGAAAGAAUAUUUAGAAAAGUUAGACCUAACGGACAAGAAAAUUAUUGAUCAGUUAUGGCCGGGCCAACUGGUAGUUCCAAAGUGGGAGGUUAACCGCAAGACUGUUAUAAUCUACAUAUUGACUAUACUAGCGUGGUUAUACACCGAUCUGCCCGAUGUGAUAUCUCCUACGCCUGGUAUUUGCUUAACCAACCAAGUCUCAAAGAGAAUAAUGGUGUUGGCAUAUAAAUUCAACUACGUUGGUGUCGCAAAUAAGUUGAAGGAAGAAAUCCAGGUUAACUCUGCUGGUGUGAUUGCUCAAUGGCUUUUCUUCCUGCUGCACAUCUUAAAGGUUCUCAUCGUAACCUCCAUCUUCUACACUGGUAUGGCCAAUCCAAUUUCUUUCAACCCUUUCAAGUUCUACAGCACCAGAAGUAUUGUUGUAACUAAGAAUAAGGCAACUAUUAAGGACACAUUGCGUGACCUUGGGUGGAUUGGCGCCAAGAGAGCGACCUAUGAUGAUUACAGAGACACUUAUUACAAGUACGCUAUCGACAAGGCAGGCGGUAUGGUGCCUGCUUACAAGAGUGGGGCGAUGAAGAGUGCUGCUAGUCCAGGUGUUGCGCUCACAAACGGCGAAGGCUUCCAGACUCCUCUGGAUAAAAGAUUCACCGAAUCCACCUUUAAGACCAUGGAGAAAUCGGGCAAAUUUGUUUUGAGUGAAGAGUAUUUCAUCCAACUUGAGAAAGAUCUCAAGGAAAACAUAAAGAAGUGCGAUGGUGUAAUCCCAAAUAUCAAUGCUGAAAUAAGAAGAUUCAGGAGAUAUGGAUUAUUUGAGUGCAGCGAAGAACUUUCCCACUUGGUAGAACUAAGAAAGAAAGCUGCCGCCGACGCUGAAGCUGCUGCUCCAACUGAUGCCAAAGAGAAGAAAAACCAAUGA